AUGGGAAUAAUAAAUAGUAUUAAGGAAACGCUGUCCAAGGCUGUGUUCACUCCUUCAACUCUGUUAUCCGGUCGAGGCGGACUUCACAUGGCUCAGAUCCUUCUGUCUCUUGUCACCUUUCUACUGUCUGCCUUCAGAGGAAAAGGUACCCACUCAUACUGGAACUAUGCUAUGUUCACCUGGGCCUUCUGCCCCAUCAUGACCCUCAUCAUCACCAUUAUUGAGAUGUUCAAGCUGGACAUCAUACUCAAUCUGUUGUGCAUGGACUGGCCUGACUUCGCCACAGGCAUGGCCAUGUCCUCCACCCUCAUGACCGUGUCUGUCGCCAUCACAUUUGUCAACUUCUACGCCUGCCUGAAGUGCUUUUACAGCCUGAUAAUCUGUUUGUUCGCAAUCUUGGCUGGCGUUGUGUACACACUUGAAGUGGUGAAAGACAAAAUCUGUGACAAGAAGAAAGGGAGCUACCUGGCCGCUCUGCCUGGAUUCUUCAAGGUUUUGGAGGCGUUUGUGAGCUGCAUGAUUUUUGUCUCACUGACCGGUUUCAGAGACAAGCCGGCGCUGAUCAUAUGUGUUAUCGUCUACAUCAUUCCUUUCCCCAUCCUCCCUCUAAUCAUAGCCACCAACAUCCUGAAGAAACUGAAGACGUGUUUGCCCUUUAACCUGGACAGAUUUGUGUUUAUAUUCCUGGUGAUUUCAGUUGUGCUUUAUAUUUUUGCUGCUAUUGUGUGGCCUAUUUUUAUGUUCAGGAAUAACCCUCGGCCCAGUGACUGCCCCCCCAGCUACUGUAUCUGGGCCAUACAGUUCAUGGUUGCAUUUUUUACCUACGUCAAUCUUAUUUUGUUUUCAAUCGACCUCGUUUUCACCCUGCUUGGUAUCUGUGGCUUUAAACGCACAUAGUGGUGAGAUUCCUAACCCCGAUAUGACCUAUAACGGCAAAAAGAAUGUAUGAUGAAUACAACAUCUUCCCAUAGCAUUACAUUGUGUAUACGCGAUAAUUUCUAGCCUAUGAAAGAUUUAUAAGCUUUGUCUGCCCUUAGUCCACACUACAGCUUCAAAAAAAGC
Gymnodraco acuticeps is the source of this 1062-nucleotide messenger RNA. Its product is annotated as myeloid-associated differentiation marker-like protein 2. Bases 1 to 897 code for a protein of 298 amino acids. The transcript has a single exon. Gene Ontology annotation, cellular component: membrane. Lineage: Eukaryota; Metazoa; Chordata; Actinopteri; Perciformes; Bathydraconidae. The record is from RefSeq and is a predicted model, not a curated record.